CAGGGCUCCUGUGGCUCCUGCUGGGCCUUUAGCUCUGCCGGGGCCCUUGAGGGGCAGUUGGCCAAGCAGACCGGGCAGCUCGUUGACCUCAGUCCUCAGAACCUGGUGGACUGUGUUACAGAGAACGACGGCUGUGGAGGAGGCUACAUGACCAAUGCCUUCCAGUAUGUGAAUGAAAAUGGAGGUAUUGACUCUGAAGCGGCCUACCCAUAUGUUGGACAGGAUCAGACCUGCCGCUACAAUGCAUCAGGCAUGGCAGCCCAGUGCAAAGGCUACAAGGAGAUCCCAGUGGGUAAUGAGCGCGUGCUGGCUGUUGCACUCUACAAAGUUGGUCCAGUGUCUGUGGGCAUCGAUGCACAACAGAGCAGCUUCCAGUUCUACAAGCAUGGUGUUUACUACGAUCCCAACUGUAACAAAGAUGACGUCAAUCAUGCCGUACUGGCAGUAGGCUAUGGAGUGAACACCAAGGGGAAGAAGUACUGGAUUGUCAAGAACAGCUGGGGUGAGGAAUGGGGCAACAAGGGAUACAUCUUGAUGGCACAUAACCGUGGCAACGUCUGCGGCAUCACCAACCUCGCUAGCUACCCCAUCGUGUGAACAGACUAGGG
Pundamilia nyererei is the source of this 608-nucleotide messenger RNA. Its product is annotated as cathepsin K-like. Lineage: Eukaryota; Metazoa; Chordata; Actinopteri; Cichliformes; Cichlidae. The annotation marks the transcript as partial. Gene Ontology annotation, molecular function: cysteine-type peptidase activity. Gene Ontology annotation, biological process: proteolysis. The transcript has 4 exons. The record is from RefSeq and is a predicted model, not a curated record.